GUGAUAAAACAGCUGUUUAUUGUCUGCAUGACGAAAAUGGUCGAUUUGGUUCGUCGGAAAAUGCGAGUUCUCUACCAAAAAUCAGUCGGUGUUGAAUUUUCAUCGAAUCUGUAUCGCACAAUAGUCAAAAUUCUUCAUGAUACAGGGUCGGAACUUUAAAAAUUUGGAUGCGAUAGACUUGCAGCUGACUUUGAAUGUUUUAUUAUGUCAUUUUGUAGCCGUGUUAUAAUUAGAAUGACCGGUAGUCGGGUGUGAUUGUGGUGGUGAAAGUGAGGGUGGAAAUAUAAUGUAUUUUUGAGCUGAAAAGUGAAGUGAAACUGCAAAAUGGCGGACCUGGAAGCUGUAUUAGCUGAUGUCAGCUAUCUUAUGGCUAUGGAAAAAAGUAAAUGCACCCCAGCUGCAAGGGCUAGUAAAAAAAUCGUUCUACCAGAUCCCAGCGUUCGGAGCGUCAUGCACAAAUAUCUCGAGAAGAAGAACGAAGUUAACUUUGAUAAAAUCUUCCAUCAAACAUUAGGUUAUCUACUAUUCAAAGAUUUCUGCGAAAAUGUAUCAGAGGAACCGGUGCCGCAGCUUCGGUUUUACGAAGAGAUUAAAUCUUUCGAAAAAUUGGAAUGUCAAGAUGAGAGAUUAAAAUGCGCUAAAGACAUUUACGACAACUUUAUCAUGAAGGAACUUUUGUCGCGAGCACACGACUAUUCAAAAGAAUGUUUGCAGCAUGUUCAAAAGUAUCUUACGAAAAACGAAGUACCAGUCACUCUUUUCGAGCCUUAUAUAGAAGAAAUUUAUACUCAUUUGAGAGAUGAACCCUUCAAAAAAUUUUUAGAAAGUGAUAAGUAUACGAGGUUCUGCCAAUGGAAAAAUUUAGAAUUAAAUAUACAGUUAACAAUGAACGAUUUCAGCGUUCACAGGAUAAUAGGCAGAGGCGGCUUCGGCGAAGUUUACGGUUGCCGGAAAGCCGAUACUGGGAAAAUGUACGCGAUGAAAUGUCUCGAUAAAAAAAGGAUAAAAAUGAAACAGGGCGAAACUUUGGCUUUAAACGAAAGGAUCAUGUUGUCGUUGGUCAGUACGGGACAGGAUUGUCCUUUUAUCGUUUGUAUGACGUACGCUUUCCAUACGCCCGAUAAACUCUGUUUCAUUUUGGAUCUAAUGAACGGCGGCGAUUUGCAUUAUCAUCUCAGUCAACACGGAGUUUUCAACGAAUCAGAAAUGAAGUUUUACGCCGCCGAAGUCAUAUUAGGAUUAGAACAUAUGCAUAGGAGAUAUAUUGUAUAUAGAGAUUUAAAACCUGCAAAUAUUUUAUUAGACGAACACGGACACGUUCGAAUAUCCGAUUUGGGAUUAGCCUGUGAUUUUUCCAAGAAAAAACCCCACGCUAGCGUAGGGACGCACGGUUAUAUGGCGCCCGAAGUGUUAUCGAAAGGCACCCCUUACGAUUCUAGUGCGGAUUGGUUCAGUUUCGGUUGCAUGUUAUAUAAAUUACUCAAAGGGCAUUCGCCGUUCCGUCAACACAAAACCAAAGAUAAACACGAGAUAGAUAGAAUGACUUUAACUAUGAACGUAGAAUUACCAGAUUCGUUUAGUAAAGAAUUAAAAUCACUUUUAGAAGCUUUACUUCAAAGGGACAUAGACAAAAGACUGGGAUGUAAAGGAAACGGAUCGGAAGAAGUGAAAGAACAUCCGUUUUUCGCCGGUAUCGAUUGGCAACAAGUCUAUUUACAGAAAUACACUCCUCCUUUGAUACCGCCUAGGGGGGAAGUGAACGCGGCCGACGCCUUCGAUAUCGGAUCUUUCGACGAAGAAGAUACCAAAGGUAUCAAACUCACCGAAGCCGAUCAAGAUUUAUACAAAAAUUUCCCUUUAGUCAUAUCGGAACGAUGGCAAAACGAAGUAGCUGAAACCGUAUUCGAAACCGUCAAUUUCGAAGCCGAUAAACAGGAACACAAAAAAAGAGCCAAACAAAAAAAAUUGUACGAUCUAGACGAAAAAGAAACGGACUGCAUUUUACACGGGUACGUGAAAAAAUUGGGGGGACCUUGGACGUCCAGUUGGCAAAUGCGGUACGCGAAAUUGUAUCCGAAUAGGUUAGAAUUGCAUCCGGAUUCGGCUAAACCCGAAUUGGUAUUCAUGGACCAGAUAGAGGAAGUCAGUCCCGAUUUGGUGCAAGUCAAAAACGAAAAUUGCAUCGUCGUCAGAUUGCGAGAAGGAAAAGUCGUCCUUACGAAUCCCGACGAAAUAGGUCUGAAGGAAUGGCUGACGUCUCUGAAAUCGGCGCACAAAUUAUCCCAAGAGUUGCUGGGAUCGAUGGCGAAGAAGGCCGGAAAAAUUUACGGUACUGAUAGCAACAAUCGAAACGCCCUGAUAACGGCGCGCAAUACGAACGGCAACUAACAAAAGGUUUUAAAAAAACAAAAUUCUUUUACCUUCGGCAACACGAAUCGGACUACAUAGAUAGAGGGAGGAUGAUUUUUUUUUGUUUUUUUGAGAGAAGAUGAGACGCGAUCGAGAAAAACAUACCGAACAUGACAAUUUUUUAUCAAACUUUUUUUUCCGUUUUUUUUUCCUUAAAAAUUUUUUCUUUAUUUAUCAUUUUAUUUACGAAUUUCUUCUCGAGGGACUAGAUACUUAUUCGGACAGCGUUGUGCGCUCAUUAUUUUUAUAAAAGAAAAUGAGAAAAAAGUAAAUCGAAAGAAAAACUGUUCUGUUUUAAGGUUGUUGUUCAAAAAGUUGAAAAAAUCAAUUAACUUUUCUCUCCUUAUCAUUUUUAAUUGAAUCCAAUCAAAACACGGUUCGAUAUUAUUUUUUUUUUUUUUGAUAACGAAAAUGUCGUUAGAGAUAUCGGAGUGUAAUAAUGAGAGUUUUCAAAACCUGGUGAGUGAAGUCUGGAAGAUCCAGCAACGACGAAGCGGACUCACUCGUCAAACUGGGGGACCCACCAAUGUGCAUAGAACCCAUUCUUGGUGUGGUCUCUAACCGGACACUGCCAUCUAAGACGUUCAUGGGCAUCACGGAUGAUCCGGAGCGCAUUUCAACACCUGGACAAAACCCGGAACUUGCCUAACGACAUCAAAGAGUUCCGAGUGAAAGGACAUCGGACUUUGGUGAUGACAAUUGGGUCUAUUUGAAAUCCUAUGUGUUCAACGGCUUCAACGGCCUACGAACUACGAACUAAGAUAUCAGAAAUUUUUAGUUUUGAUCCGUUUUUAUAUUGGAAGAUCGUAAUGAAUACCGGGAGAGGUGUAGUGAUUUUUUUAUAUACGGAGUGUAUUAAUCUUGGAGAUUUGGGGUUCGUAGUUCGUGUGUCCCACUUAAAGUCAUUUGAGAAGCCAAUCAGGUGUUUUGGCUUGAACUGUUUGAUGUCAUUAACCACAAAUGAUACGUUUUGUUGUUCGAUCUUCCUCUAUAUGUGUACCUUUGCUUGACUCGUGUCAUAUGGGCCCGAUCUCAAUUUGAGCUGGAUUUUGCUGCAAUUGAUCACCAGACUUUGAAGCACUCCACCACUAGAGCGUGUUCCCCCAGAGAAAAUUAUUCCCCUAUUUUGGGGUGUCUACCGCAAACCAAGAAAAAAUAAAUUUCCACAAGUUCCUUAUGGUUUUUUUUAUUGAGAAGCCCUGUAUAUUAUACCGAAUUGGGUUCGCUGAUAUUUUUUCGUUUUCGCUAUACAGAGUGAUUUAAGAGAUAUGGGCACGUUAAACACUCUAUAUACAUAGAUUUUUUAAAUCGCGUUUUUGAUAAUCUUUUUGAUUAUAUUUCGAAAAUUGUUAAAUUCGGAUCAUUUCGCUAUUAUAUCAAAUUUUUAUGGUGCUUAUAGAAAGUGACGAUUCUAAUUUUGGAAUUUUUUUUUCAAUUUAUAGUUUUUCAAUGGGGACAUAGUGCGUCGAACAAUCAGUAAAGUAAAAAAAGUUACGGGUUUUAAGAAAAAGCUUUAAUUCAUAAAAAAUAUUUCUAUUUAUAUAUAAUUAAUGUACCUAUUGAAAUCGAUUUUCAUUUUUUUAUCGAUAAAUCGCGAAAACAUUCAUUGAAAUAUUAAAGUUAUUAACACAAAAUCGAGAGGCGUCAAGUCAGGUCUACGUGGGGGCAAGGGAUUCUGGAAAUUACCCAUAGAAUCAUCUUGUUGGAACCAAAUUCUCUGGAUUCGCAAGUUCUGGAGUCAAAUAUCCAACUGAGUGUUAACGGUGAUGUUUCGUCCUCGUGAAUCUUCAAAGAAGAAAGGGCCAAUAAUUCAUUUGUUACUUUCGGACUAUGUAGUGCUUUUUGAUGUUUCAUUUUCGGUCCAAAAACGACAAUUUUGUCGGUUUACGAACCCAUGAAAAUGAGCCUCAUUCGAAAAAAGGAUGUUGUCAAAAGUGGAAAAUCGACUAAACAGUUCUUCAGUAAAUGCCAACUUUGCCUUGAAGUUGGAAUCUUUUAAGACCUUUUGAUGGUGGUUUAAACGUGGAAUCGGUCUCUUGGAAAAGGAAAAUUUGCACUCGGAGCUUCAUUAAUGUGACGGACCGUUUUCGUAAAACGUGCAAACACAAAAAUUCCACGCGUGCAACUAUCCAACUACGCUAGGCUCCCUCCACCCCUACGCGAAAAAAGAUGAUGCAAUAUGCACAUUCUAUUGCGCCACCCUGUAUUUAAGAUAGAUAUGAAAUUCGAAAAAAUACAUUUUUCGAUCGAGAAUUAUAUUUGCAAAAACCUAUUUCCAGUUUUUUGCAUUAGAUUGUUAAACAAGUGGAAAUUUUGCGAUAAAAAAGUUGUCAAACCAAAAAAGCCCUCAUACAAAACGCGAUAUUUUUUUAGAAAUCGAAAAAUCCAUCCCUUGGUGUGAAAUGAUUUGCUUAAAGUUUAUUUGAUGAACAAUUUUUUUUUUGUUUUCCAUAAAAAAAGUUUUUGGCGAGGAAGAACAUUAAUUUCUCAUAAAAUCUCUCGGUUUGUAGAAUUGAAAACGGCCGCAAAUUUCCAGCAAAACAACUCAAAAUUCAUCGACAUGGAUUUUUAAAAGUUGACAGUUCCUGGGCUAUAGGCAACCACGCGUGAAUUUUUUUCAAAUAUGGCUGUUGUUACUUAUCAAAAUGGUCAAAAAAAAAAACGAAUUCUCGUUUGGUAAAGUCUUUUUAAUUUAAUAUUCCUCUUUAUCUUUAAAUUACGUGAGGCAUUUUUAAACCCUCCCUUGUAAUUUUAUCUUAUACAGAUUGUCACAACUUCCGAAUAAUUAAUAUUAAAAAAACAAAUUCUACUUGUAGUUUAGUUGGUUUAAAAUUUCACAAAAACUGCUUCUAAUUAUUGAUCGAGUCACAAGGACUUUUUAUUCUUUUCGAAAAUCAAAUUUCCACAAUUUCUCUUACUAUUAUUAUAAUCGACAACACCCCGUAUAUAUAGUUCCAAUUAUCCUAAUUUUUUUCAUCCAUUUUCAAUGUGCUCGUCUACUAUGGCCACUUACACGGGUGCCAUUAUAUACAUACGAUAUACAAGGUGGCGCAAAAAAACGCACGAAUUUCAAACCAGUUUAAUUUGAUUUAUUUCGAUUACAUACAAAAUGGACUCAUACGAAUACAACGUUUAAAUUAUUCAAUUCAUGACUUUUUUCAUAGGACCCUGUCGAUAUUUCGUGGAGUUCGCGCUGUGAUUUGUAACUGAUCCAGAGGCUACCCAACAAAGUAUAUGAGAACUCUGUGCAAAAAAGUCGUCGAACUGGACACACCCUUAGGAAUUGAAGCUUGAAACAGAUUUGAUCAAAGUCGUUCAGGACGUCUUUGCAAUUGGUAUCGAACUGAAACUGCAAUCUCUGGAAAUGGAUUUAGAGCUGGUGCAAAAUGGAUCUAGCGGUAGAAGAAGACAAGUCUUGAGUGGCCGAUUCUUAUCCUUCUUACGAUGUCUGGAAAGUCCUAGUUAUUAGUAACGUAAAUAGAUGAAAUUGAAAGCGAGUUCUUCUGGAUUAUUGAACGCUCCAAAUUGGUGGAAUUGGAAAGUUUCUACUUGAUGUUAUUUCUUUGAAAGCAUUUUCGAUUUUUCGUAAGGGAUGUUUGUGAGAGGUCGAGAAGCUGUGAUAAAAUAAAAGGGGUGGUUUGAAGGUUGAAAUGAGGCAGUACAAGAAAUAGUUGCUGUUGUUUUAUCACAAGUGGAGGCUCGUUACUUUCAUAGUUAACGCUUUAUAUAGGGUUAGAUCAAAAAGUAUACAGACAAAGACGUAAAGCUUUGAUUCCUAAUUUGUGUUUUCCAUGGUUUUUCCUGAUGUUAACAAAUUGAAAAUAAGAGAAAUUGUUUGAAAUCUUCGUUUUUACGCAUGAUAAGUUGGUUAUCGAAACAUGAAAGUAAAUAAUACUUUUUAUUAUAUUUGUACGAGGCUUAUAUAAAAAUCAAAAUGUAUUUUUUUCGGGGGGAAAUAGGGAGUGGAAUUUUUAUUUUCGGAACAGUUUUUCUUUUAUUUUGGAACCUCUAUAGAUUCUUGUACACUUAUAUAAAUAAUAGUUAGAGAAAUUUUGAACGUGAUUAUGAAUUUUUAGAAUGGUUUCCGAUAUUAUAUAUAUAAAUAUAAAUAAAUAUAAAUACGUUAUACUAUAAAACUGAACAAUAAAAAGUUCAAUCUCACUGGUAUAAAACACCAAGCUAAUUUCUUAGAAUAGCUCAAGUAUUGCCAGCUGCACUGUUUGUACAUAUGAUAAAUUGUACGACCAAACUGUAAUAUUUUCUUUACCAAAAGAUUUAACGAUAUUUUCCAAAAUUUUAAGACGAAAACAUCAAAAUGAUUUGUGGAUUACUUUUUAAAUACAAUAGACCCCGAAUAUAACAAAUUUUUUUUUCGUAAUUUGUUAUUUCCUCCGGAAACUAUCAGGGAAAAUUGUUAUACGGGAGUCGUACGAGAUUUUCUUAACGAAAUAUAAUUCGAUUCAAAAAUAAAACGUUACAGUUUGAUCGUUGCUUUUGUUUUGUUUUGUUUUUUUUUUUACCUCUAUAUAAACAUUAUACAGAGCGUUUGUUAUUUAUCCGCUAUCUAUUAUUUGUCUAUAUUUAAUACCGCGUGUAUAUUUCUGUAUAUAAGUGAUUCAAUUAGAAAAACGCGUAUAAAUAUUAUACAUAAAAAAUUAUUGUUUCAGGUCAAUUAAAAAGAAAUAAAAUUUAAUUAAAAUACGAAAUCUAAAUAGGGUAACGGUGUUCUUACAACAUUAACUCGAAAAAAAAAAAAUAUUUUAAAUUAAACUUAAAAUAAAUAAAUUUUAGGACCAAAUUGUUUAUAUUAUCAAUUAUUGACAAAUCUAAAUGACUUCGAUUAUUUUUUCAAAUUCUAGUUGUCAAUAAUUGAGUUUUUUUUAAAUCUAUGUAUUAAUUGGUGCCAAACUAUUCGAAAAAAAAAACAAAAAAAAUAGUGCGUAGUGUGCAAUACUUCUUGCAGUUACUUUUUCUUCCUUUUUCAAAAAAAUCUAUCGAGGCAGUUAAUGUCGAGAACACUUUUUAUACAAUCGAAACUAUAUUAAGUCACACAAAAUAUUCGUUAAAACGAAAUUUAAAAAAUAAAAAAAAAUAAAAGUAAUCGUGACUUUACUUGAAUGUACGGGUAAAAAUAUAACAAAUAUAUUGAGAAAAAAAAAGACUUUUCUUCAUUAUCUAUUUCUGUAACCAGUGAAGAGAACAAAAGCGGAAAAUGUGCCUAACCAAAGAUAAAUAUUUCAACCACCGUACGACUCUAAUUCUCAAAUAAAUUGUCAAUAGGUCUUGAUUGUGAAUUGGAAAUUUUGAAAAAUUAUCGCACAAAUAUCAAAUUCUAGUUGUGUUUUAUUGAAUUUUUUGGAAAAAAUAACGAAAAGUCUUUCGAUUCAGCGAAGCGCCUCCUGGUGUUUCUCGAUACGAGUCUCGGUAGCGGUUGGAGAUGCUGACCAUCUACAAAUUCGAUUUCCACGAGUCCACGAAAAAUCGACACGAAGCGAAAAGACUCGAUUAGAGAGUUUAAACACAAUUUUAUUCCUAUUUUAUUAAGAAUAGGACGUGAAAAGAAAUAAAUUUGACGCUAAUGUACGAAUAAAUAAGAAAAGGACAAUUUUAAAGUGUAUUAAAUCAAUUCGAAAAGUAAUUUUUGUAGCUUUUCAACCCCUUAUUUAUAGACCCUUGCUUUAGCAGGAAACCGUUAGAAGAAAGAAGAUAAAAACCAAAGCUCUGAUGCAUCUGCUGUGACAUGUAGAUAUUAAGAACCGCCAUAUAUACCCGAUUUAGUUCCUAUCGAUUAUUUUGUAUUUCCUUCGAAACGAAAUAUGUUGAAAUUCCGUCAAAUAUUUUUGAAUUCGUUUGAAGGAAAACACAAUAAUUUGUAGCUGGAUAUGUAUAAAUAAAAAAAAAUGAUGAGUAAACAUUUUAUAGUACGUACACUAUUUUGAUUAUAAACAGCACCAAAAAAAAAAUGAAAAAAAGUACGCGGAUACUUUUUUUUGUGAAAAAUCAAUUUGGAUUGAAAAUAAUCGAUAUAAUGAUAUGCAUAAUCACUGAUAAUAAUUGUACACGUUAGCACGUUAAUAAUAAAUUACAUAAAACUUAAAUAAAACGUAAAAUAUAUAAAUUUUAUAAUAUGCAUAUUUUGUUGUAAUUAUACAGGGUGUUUCUAUAUUCGACCGACAACGCUCUACCACAGGGAGAUCUCAAUAAAUCAAUGAUUUUGAUAUAGAAAUUCGAACCUUUAAGGGGCCUAGUUGUUGAGAUAUAGGGUGUUCAAAAUUUUAAAUUAAAAUCAAAAAUUUCCCAUAAAUCAAGUCAAAUUUGGUGACUUUUUCUUAUUUUUUAGACUUUUUGACAUGUUUAUGUUUCUAAAUGUCUCAAAAUUGGUUUUUAAAUUUUAAAAGAUUGAUACAAAAUCGACGUUUCGACUAAUUUUAAGUCUCUAUCAAAGUAAUAUUUUAACAAAAACAAACUUUGGAGCUAAAAUUAACGGUAUUGAUGAAAAUCCGCACUUUUUUCGUGAAAGGGGACUGGAAAAUGUACGUUAAAUAUAAGACAACGAUGGGGCGUCUGUUCAUUCUGCUGCAGCGACAAGAAAUUAAUUGAACUGACGUUUUAGAGAAAAAUGGAUUUGUCGACGGGGACCCAAUUGUUGGCCUCCAAAAUCACCUGACUUAAAUCCUAUCGAUUUUUCUUUAUAUGAAGUCUUUGGUGUACGAAGCAAUUAUCGAAUUUGAACAAAAUCUAAUAGCUAGAAUUCAAGCUUUUCGUUUGUUUAGAACUAUUUAGUUAAAUCACCAUUGAUUAUUGAUUUUUAAUAACUAAUUUUGACAGCUGAUGUUUAUAAACACAGUAAACUUUAACGAUUUUUUUUAUAUUACAACAAAAUAUGCAUUUUUUAAUCAAUUAGAAAAUGGUUCAUUUUUCGGUUCUAGAAAUUUGUUUUUUGAAAACGUAAAUAUUAAAUUUAAUAUAAAAGUUAUUCAUAAAAAUGCACGAGAUGAAAAAUAUUACGAGAAAACAAAGUUUUAAACAACUUGAUUAUAUUUUAUGAUUUAUCGUUGAUUAUUCGUGAAAAAAAUUACAAUUUCAAGAAUUUUUGAUGAUGAAGGGGACAAAAAAAGAGCCCAAAUAUCUUUUAUUGUUCAACAAUUCCAAAUUUAAUCAGUAGCGAUUAGUAUUUUUCAAAUUAUUGUUUGCACUAAAAUAAAAUUACGAUAAUCGAUUUUCAAUUCGUAUCGAGGAAAAUUCUUUUAUUUGGUACAUAUUGAAAAGCCAUUAAAAUUUUGUAUUUCUUGGAUUUUCAUGAAUAAAUUAUUAAGAAACAAUAAUUAGCAGCAAUAUAAAUCUGCCAAAAUUUCCUGACACUUUUUAAAGCGAAAUUUAAAAGUAAAAAAGAAAAAGAUUCGAAAUCAUUUGACAUUGUAAAGACGUUUCUAUUUAGUAGACGUGUAAAAAGUAUUUAUUUAAUAUUGAAAAAUUGUUUGUAAUAAUUAGGUAUUAUUUAAAAAUUAAAGAAAAAAAAACUAUAUAGAUAUUUAUAAAAGAAAAUCUUCUUUAUGUUAGUUUUUAAGUUCUAGAUGUCGAUGUUGUAUAUAAUUGCAUUAAACCCAUUUAUAAAUAGA
This is a messenger RNA of Diorhabda carinulata, 10028 nucleotides long. It is a transcript of the gene Gprk1, whose product is annotated as G protein-coupled receptor kinase 1. Lineage: Eukaryota; Metazoa; Arthropoda; Insecta; Coleoptera; Chrysomelidae. The transcript is spliced from 14 exons. Gene Ontology annotation, molecular function: G protein-coupled receptor binding; G protein-coupled receptor kinase activity; ATP binding. The coding region runs from base 325 to 2388 and encodes 687 amino acids. The record is from RefSeq and is a predicted model, not a curated record. Gene Ontology annotation, biological process: G protein-coupled receptor signaling pathway; protein phosphorylation; regulation of signal transduction.